AGAGCGGGGCGCUGUUUACCUUAAUCCAAAAACAUCAUGGAGGACGAGCUGGAUGUUGAUAUCGAGGGAGAAGAGUUUGACAGCAGUAUGAGUGAGCUGCAGGGGGCAGGUUUAGCCCAGGAGCCGUUCUUACAGUCUGCGUGGAGGAGCAGCGCGGGAGUUCUGCCGUGGGAGCUCGACAGCUCCAUCAGUCCGGAGAACAGGGAGGUGAUAGAGAAGAUGCUGCUGGAGGAACAAUACUACCUGACAGGUGAGCAGGUUCAGAAUCAUAUCUGGGAGAGUGACACAAACAACAAACUAAAAGUGAAGAAGUCUCCAGCAAAGAGCUCCACCUCAGGAUCGUCGUUACGCUGGUCCAGACAGGAGAGAGAUUUGUUUGAGGAAGGACUGGCUCAGUUUGGUCGAAGGUGGACUAAAAUCUCCAGGUUGCUGGGCAGUCGCUCGGUCCUUCAGGUGAAGAGUUACGCCAGGCAGUACUUCAAACACAAGGCUAAAUCUGAACCCAGACCGGCAGCUCCCCCUGAAGGUCCUGCCCCGCCCCUGCAGCCUCUUCAGUCCACCUCCAGUCAGACCCCAGCUCUCACAAACACAGUGCGGAUAGAGAAGCUGUCCGAUGAGGAGGAUGAGGAGGUGGACAUCACUGAUGAUCUGAGUGAUGAAGGACAAUCCUGUAAACGCGAGCGGCUAACAGGGACGGAGAUCCUCACAGACCGCCCCACGCAGGAGCACACAGAUCCGGGUCAGACUGAGACUGAGGACCAACACUGCACCGAGUCUACGCAAAGUCCCGAGCCAAACGCUGGAGGGACGGAGCUGGAGCAGAGAGGGACAGAAGCUAUGACGGACUCGGAGCACGAGGACCAGAGUUCCCAGUGUGGGAGUCCAGUUCAGAUGGAUGAGGGCUGCAGGGACAGCUUAGGGCGCAGUCUGCCUGAUGGAGCAGAAGAAGAAGAACAAGAGGAGGAGGAGGAGGAGGAGGAGGAGGAGGACGAGGAGGAAGAGGAGCUGAAGGCUCCGGAGCAGGAGGUACACAUGGACAUGGAGAGCAUCAGUGAGGAUGAGAAACAAGCUAUCCCCGAAUUCUUUGAGGGGCGACCAUCGAAGACUCCUGAAAGAUACCUGAAGAUCCGAAACUACAUCCUGGAUCAAUGGAUGAAGAGUAGACCCAGAUACCUGAACAAGACCUCAGUCCGGCCCGGUCUGAAGAACUGUGGAGACGUGAACUGCAUCGGGAGAAUUCACACGUACCUGGAGCUGAUCGGAGCCAUUAACUUCAACUGUGAACAAGCCGUCUACAAUCGUCCGAGGGUGGUGGACCGAUCCAAGCAGAAGGAGGGCAGGGAUGUGAGGGAGGCGUACCAGCUGGCUCAGAGGCUGCAAAGCAUGCGGACCAGGAAGCGGCGUGUGCGGGACACGUGGGGGAACUGGUGUGACUCUAAAGACCUGGAGGGACAGACAUAUGAGCAUCUCAGUGCAGAGGAGCUCGCUCUCAGGAGAGAAGAGAUGAAGAAGCGUCAGAAAACCAGCAAGAGCUCCAAAUUAAGAGAGUCUUUGGAUCCGUUCCAGUUGAUUCCCUGCCGGACUUUUGGAGAAGAAGUUCAGGAACCAUUCCAGGUCAUUGUGUGUGCAGAGACUCUCCUUAUCAUGGACAUGCACGCGCAUGUGUCGCGGGGGGAAGUCAUCGGUCUGCUGGGGGGAACUUUCAACGAAGAAGAGAAGGUGUUAAAGAUCUGUGCAGCAGAGCCGUGCAACAGUGUGAGCACAGGUCUGCAGUGUGAGAUGGACCCGGUGUCUCAGACUCAGGCCUGUGAAGUGCUCUCCUCUCUGGGCUUCAGCGUGGUGGGCUGGUACCACUCACACCCCUCAUUCCACCCGAACCCCUCUGUGCGAGACAUCAACACACAGGACCAAUUCCAGAGUUAUUUCUCUCGUGGUGGAGCCCCCUUCAUCGGGAUGAUUGUGAGCCCGUAUGACCCUGCGAACCGCUCCCCACACUCCCAAACCACCUGCCUGUUAGUGAGAGAGAGCCAGGAGCCCUCAAGCCCACAGAAGCUGCCGUACAGAUUUGACUUCCUGUCGUCAGCAGAGCGUCCGGACUGGGAGCAGACGAUGAGGAGAGCGCAGUGGAUCAUCAACAAAUAUUGUCUGGCUCCCGGGAGUGUGCAGAUGGACAGAUAUUUCCGGAAAGACUCCCAUCUCACCUUUCUGGAGAAGAUGCUGUCGUCUUUGGCCAGGUACCUGGAGCCCCUGCCAGAUGAGGAGGGAGACCCCUUCCUCACACAGAUCCAGGCCCUUUUCCAGUCUGACUUCAUUGCCAAACAGCAGCAGGCGUCUGAGCAGGACGGGGAGGAGGAAGAAUCUUUGGAUACCUCACACAGACCAGUGGGCUCAACUGAGCUGGUUAUGAGCGAGGAGCGCCCCCUGCUGGGAGUAGCAGACUCUGACGAUGAUGUAGGCAGCGCUUCAGACGGCAGCUCAGAGACGCAGAGCAGCAUGGUGUUACAUCUGGGCUCUGUGCUGUCCACUGAACAUGAUUAUCUACUCUAAUGUUGACCCAUUCACUUCAUCUGACUGUAGAUAUUUCAACAAUUAUUUCAUCUUAAUAUGAAGAGUUUUUUUUUACCAGAGUAUUUUAUAUUCUUCUUCCUUAAAAGAAAGGGUGGGGCGUGGUCUAUCUUAGCAGACACUGAGGGAAAAUGUGCAGACUAAAAAUCUGUAAGUUUGAGAGUUUGCAAAAUAAGGACAGAAAAUGUGUUAGAAACUUUGAGAAUGCUGUUUUUCAAGUCAGUAUUAAGGAUUUGUUUCAAGAACUUAGUGUCUGAUCAUCUCUGUGAUGGUCCAAAAAGACAGUUGAGUGAAUAUUUGGAGUGUAUGUAUUGACUGAAACAUUGUUCAUUUCUUUGAAACCAAAUAUUAAAAACCUAUUUUCAUA
Molecule: messenger RNA, 2932 nt
Organism: Labrus bergylta (ballan wrasse)
Lineage: Eukaryota; Metazoa; Chordata; Actinopteri; Labriformes; Labridae
Gene: mysm1
Product: Myb-like, SWIRM and MPN domains 1
Molecular function (GO): protein binding; metallopeptidase activity
Source: RefSeq, a predicted model, not a curated record